Molecule: messenger RNA, 2238 nt
Organism: Capronia epimyces CBS 606.96
Lineage: Eukaryota; Fungi; Ascomycota; Eurotiomycetes; Chaetothyriales; Herpotrichiellaceae
Exons: 1
Coding region: 1-2238 (745 amino acids)
Source: RefSeq, a predicted model, not a curated record
AUGGCUCUACCCAGUCCGGCGCCUACUCUCGAGCAUACUCGUCUAUUAUGGACGCGGGCAGAUGCGACAAACGUCUGUCUACCUCAAUCCCUCCUUUCCAUCGUACCCGAAUGUGCAGUCGCUUGCAUUCAAAACUUCGCAAGCGCAAAUUAUCCAGGAAGCACAUGCUCCGCCAUCUCUGAUAUCAACUUCCUGUGCACGCAGGAGAACCGUUCAGGUCUUACAAUCGGAGAGGGAUCUCUGCAGUGUGUGGUAUCUUUCUGUACAGGGCAAGAACUGGUGAACACAAAAGUGUACAAUAUCUGUGAUGGUGUAGCAGGUGCUCAGCCAGAAACUGCCCGGACCAUAACAGCGACAAUCAUCGGAUCUUCCCCGACAUCAUCCACAAUGAAUAACCUACCGGCAACGAUCGGUAAUCCAACCUCUUCUCAGGUGAUUAGCACUAUUGUCAUGGCGACCGAUACUCCUCCUUCUACGACACCAUUUUCACCUUCUUCGCUACCAUCUCCUUCCGCAUCUUUGACAGCGAUGACUUCUGCGAGCACCAGUGCGGUCAGCAGCCCUCAAGGAACCACUGGCGCUGUUGGUCUGCGGGGGCAUUCAGCCUCCGAGGGUGGUCUGAGGACUACUCAAGUUGUUGGCAUCGCGAUCGCCGGGGCUGCAACGGUCCUUAUCGUACUGGCGCUGCUUAUGCUCGCCUUUUGUAUACGCAAAAGGCGCCGCGAGCGACGCCGUAGCCAACGGCGUUCUCGGCUUGUGGAGCCCACUCCACCUCCGAACUAUCAAAGCCCUCCAAAGAGCAGUCCGCCAACAUUUGGCAACAUCAACUCUUCGCUUACCGUCUCAAGUCCUCAAGGCCGUUUUUAUUCUUCCCCACAGCCGAUGGAAGAGAAACGCAGAAGUUUCUGGCGAAGAAGCAUAAGACCUGAAGAAAUAGGCGUAGCCAUUUCACCCAAGAUCCCUGGUGAAAGCUCUCCUGUGAGCAUUUCUUCUCAGCAGAGUGGAUCACGCCUUUUAUCAUCCGCUCCUGCUAAAGCGUUAUGGCCGGCGCCACUUGACAUCGAAGCAAGCCGGGAACGACAGAGAGCGUCUCAAAGGCCAAUGAGCGAUGCCACUGAUUUCGACGACGAGCCACAGACCAGAUUUGCUGACUCAGAACCAGUCUAUGUCGACAAUCAGCCAUUCGUUCUAGAGAAGCCGCCUCCAGCGAGGAGACAGCGAGCAACUCCAACCCCCCUCAGGUUACCUGCUGUGCCAGAGGAUUCGCCUGGACGCGCUUCUAAACCAGCGCGGAUCCCUCUGACACCCACUUACGACAACGGAAAUAUCAGCAUUAUUCCACCGCAGCGGAUCUUCGGUUCUCCGCUUUCCUCUGGUGCAAAUAGAGAAGAGCCGCUGCAAACGGCAAGUCAAUUCUCAUUUCCGGUAGCCGAGCACAAACUGGCUCCGUCUUCGGCCUACGCUAGCAGGAAUGUCCUGCGAAAGAAACCUCCUACUCGACUCCCUCUUCGAGCAUUCGAUUUCCAACCUGUUGAGGCUCUAACACAGCCGCGCAAUCCGCCACCUCCGCCUAUGCCAAAUACAGCUCCACGACUUGAACGUGGCAAUUCAGUCACCUCCAUUUACACCGAAAUUGAAGAAGACACCCCGCCGGGAGAGACUAAUAAACAGUUGGAGCUUGAAGCAAUCGUACGGACACCGACAGUCUUUUCGAAAGACGUCCAUCGCGUGCUUCCAGGGGAGAGUAGUCCCAUCAAGGACUUGCGAUACCCUCAAAUUCCUCGGUCCGCAGCGAUGUCACGGCAAGCAGAAAUUCCGGCACAAUUUCAAGAAAGUCUCACUGUUGCACCCACAAAUGCAGCCAGCCGAGCCUCGAGGGACCAACUUGUACGGGCAGAAGCGAGCUUCAUGCAGACAGAUACGACAUCCUCUGAUGGGUACUUGUCAGAUGAGACCAUUGAAUGGCCACAGCCUCCACUGUAUGAGACCGGUUCGAGUAGAGGCACAAGGAUACCUCAGGACACCCUGAAGUCAAACGUGGCCAAGCUCAGAAGCACCCCUACCGGUUCGAACAGGGGACUACCUUCUUCAAUGUUCAGUCCGUCUUUGGGUGAGGUGUUGAACUCAAGUUCACAGAGCGUCAAAGCCUCAGGGCCACAAAGAUCCCCCUCUUCCAAAGCGCGAUUGACACCCAACAAGUCAAGCAGGGGCGACCUCUACCUGACGGUUGAAAUCUAA